UGAACGUAGCCGUAGCUCCUCGGCUAAUCUGUUUACAUGUUACCCGGCUACCGGCUCGUUGGUACGGGGUGGGUCCAGUCGGUAAGUCCCGAAGAACGCGAGCGGGACGCCACGCGCGCGAGCAUUGAACGCGCGCUCGCGACCAUGUCAGUUAGCCGCCGCGUCAUUUGGCUAACGUCCCCUCGCUAGGUGAGCCCAGGUGUCAGACAUGGGUGUAUCUGGAGCUCUGUGAGACCGGGACCCCGCUAGACCCGGGACCCCCGCUAGACCCGGGACCCCCGCUAGACCCGGGACCCCCGCUAGACCCGGGACCCCGCUGAGGAGCCGCCAUGCUGUGCUGGGGCAACGCCUCCGACGGACAGCUGGGCCUGGGUGGGAUCGACGAGGAGAUCGUGGUUGAGCCGCGACGAUGUGAAUUCUUCCACGGGAAGCAGGUGUGCGACGUGGGGUGCGGCCUCCGACACACCGCCUUCCUGCUGGAGGACGGGACGGUGUACACCUGUGGCUGCAACGACCUGGGCCAGCUGGGCCACGAGAAGGCCAGGAAGAGACCAGAGCAGGUCGUGGCCCUGGAGGCUCAGAUCGUCCUGGCCGUCUCCUGUGGCGAGUCCCACACGCUGGCCCUGAAUGACAAGGGCCAGGUGUUCUCGUGGGGUCGGGGCUCCGACGGCCAGCUGGGCCUGCACAACUUUGAGGAGUGUGUGCGCGUGCCCAGGAACAUCAGGAGCCUGUCCGAGGUGCAGGUGGCUCAGGUGGCCUGUGGCUACUGGCACUCCCACGCCCUCUCCAGAGGGGGCCAGGUCUUCUCCUGGGGGCAGAACCGGUACGGGCAGCUGGGCCUGGGCUCUCGCGGCCCGGGCGUCUCCUCUCCCACGCUGCUGCGCUCCCUGCAGAGCGUCCCCUUCGCCCAGCUGGCGGCCGGCGGCGCUCACAGCUUCGCGCUCACGCUCUCGGGAGCCGCCUUCGGCUGGGGCCGCAACCACUUCGGUCAGCUGGGGCUCAGCGACUGCAACGAUCGUUUUUCUCCGUCGUUGCUGAAGUCCCUGAGAUCUCAGAGAGUGAUCCACAUCUCCUGUGGAGAAGAUCACACGGCCGCUCUCACCAAGGAAGGAGGCGUGUUCACGUUCGGCGCCGGAGGAUACGGCCAGCUGGGACACAACUCCACCCACCACGAGGUCAACCCCAGGAAGGUGUUCGAGCUCAUGGGCAACGUCGUCACGCAGAUCUCCUGUGGCAGGCAGCACACGCUGGCCUUCACGCCCUCCUGUGGGAAGAUGGACUCCUUCGGGCUGGCGGGCAACGGGCAGCUGGGGACUCGCUCCACCUGCAACAGGAAGAGCCCGGCCACGGUCAGCGGGCCCUGGGCGGCCUCCAGGGACCCAGACUCUGAGCCGUGCUGCUACGUCAGGAGGAUUUACGCCGGAGGAGACCAGAGCUUUGCUCACUACUGCUCCACCAACAAAGCCCAGAGCAUGGAGGACGUGAGGAACCAAGACCCCCACAGGAAGAUCUGCACCCUGAACCAGGAGAUCAUCCACAAGUGGUGUAGCUACAGCCCAGGAAGACUCCCGCUGGACAUCUCCAAUGAGAUCGACCUCGUGUUCUCCUCCGCAAGCUGCCUCAACGGGUCCUUUCUGUCCACCAGUCACCCGGACCACUACAGCACCAGCAGCCGAUGCUCCGGCGUGGACAUGACCACGGCUCGCCUCCUGUGGAGCCGCCUGGGCCAACGAGGCCCCCACGAGCUCACCCAGCAGAUCGCAGCCAGUCUGGAGAAGAACCUGAUCCCCAGGCUGAGCCCCUCCCCUCCGGACAUCGAGGCCCUGCGGCUCUACCUCACUCUUCCUGAAUGCGCUCUCUUCAGGGACCGGAACAACUACGUCACCAUCGCCAUCCCGUUUGCCAAGGCCCUGCUGAGCCUGAAGGAGGCGCCGCUGAAGGUUCUGGGGAACUGGUGGUCCGCAUGCGAGCCCCCCGUGUUCCAGCGGCUGGUGGAGCUGUACAAGGAGGUGGUGGUGUACCUGCUGCAGAUGCACAAGAUGGGCAUCCCCUCGGUGGAGCAGAGGAUCUUCACCUGCUUCCUGGACACGUCGCUCCGGCUCCUGGAGGUCCUGCACACGGUGAGCGAGCGGGCCGGUCACAUCAUCCGCUACGACAGCUUCUACAUCCACGAGCUGGACCAGCUCAUCGACAUCAGACAGGACUACGUCACCUGGGUCCAGAGGCAGAUGUACCCGUCGGGCCACGACGGCGCGGUGACCCUGUGCCAGUUUCCCUUCGUGUUCGACGCCCAGGCGAAGACCACGCUGCUGCAGACCGACGCCGUCAUCCAGAUGCAGAUGGCCGUGGACCAGGCGCAGAUGCAGAACUUCAGCUCCAUGUUCCUGCCGGCGGUGGAGUCCGUCAACCCGUGUCUCAUCCUCAUCGUUCGGCGGGAGAACAUCGUUGGAGACGCCAUGGAGGUCCUCAGGAAGUCCAAGAAUGUGGACUACAAGAAACCCCUGAAGGUGGUGUUCGUGGGGGAGGAGGCGGUGGAUGCAGGAGGCGUGAGGAAGGAGUUCUUCCUCCUCAUCAUGAAGGAGCUGCUGGACCCAAAGUACGGGAUGUUCCGCUACUACGAGGAGUCGCGGCUCAUCUGGUUCUCCAACAAGACCUUCGAGGACAUCGACUUGUUCAACCUCAUCGGGGUGGUCUGUGGUCUGGCCAUCUACAACCUCACCAUCGUGGAGCUCAACUUCCCCGUGGCGCUCUACAAGAAGCUGCUGAAGAGGAAGCCGACGCUCGACGACCUGAAGGAGCUCAUGCCGGACGUGGGAAGGAGCCUGCAGCAGCUGCUGGACUACACCGGAGACGACCUGGAGGAGACCUUCUGCCUCAACUUCACAAUCACAGAGGAGAACUACGGGGCCACGGAGGUCCUGGAGCUGGUCCGGAACGGGGAAGACGUCAACGUCACCAAAUCCAACAGGCAGGACUUCGUCUCUGCGUACGUGGACCACGUGUUCGACGCGUCCGUGGCGGCGCUGUUCGAGUGCUUCCACGCCGGCUUCCACAAGGUGUGCGGGGGGAAGGUGCUGGAGCUGUUCCAGCCCAACGAGCUGCAGGCCAUGGUCAUCGGGAACACCGACUACGACUGGACGGAGCUGGAAAAGAGCACGGAGUACAAAGGGGAGUACUGGGCGGAGCACCCCACCAUCGGGCUCUUCUGGUCCGUGUUCCACCGGCUGCCUCUGGAGGAGAAGAAGCUGUUCCUCUUGUUCCUCACAGGAAGUGACCGCAUUCCCAUUUUGGGCAUGAAAAGCCUGAAGCUGGUGAUCCAGCCCACCGGCGGAGGCGAGCAGUACCUCCCGGUGGCCCACACCUGCUUCAACCUGCUGGACCUGCCCAAGUACAGCAGCGAGGAGACGCUCCGCGAGAAGCUGCUGCAAGCCAUCGACUACAACCAGGGCUUCAACCUGGCCUGAGGGCCGACCACACGUGGUUGUGUUCCGCUGUGAGAGACUCUGGGUGGAAAGGGGAAGCCAAAUGGCACCAAUGGCUCAGAGUUGAUGUCUAGACUUUCAGUUAUUCUUGACUUUGAUUUCUCAGCUUUUCCCCCUCAAUGCCGUCGCAGUAUUGAUGCUGUAUUACAAGUUGAUCUCUUCUGAGUAUGCAGACGGCAACAUGAGCUCCUGUAACGCAGCAGCACGACCUCCAUGGAGCUGUUUCCGUGACCUUUACUCUGGUCUCAAAUGACCUCUGACUGGUUUCGACCCAAAUGAACAUUAUAAGCGCCCCCUGGUGGUGGCGGGUGCGUGCUGUGUGUUACAGGGUGUUGUGUCCCUGCUGUGUGGGUCUCAUGUCCACCAGAUCCCUUUCUGUUGACUUCUGUUUGCAUCCUGAUUCUUGGCUGUUGGCCUUAAACGAUCUUCAAAUUAAAAACUAAAGGACA
This is a messenger RNA of Pseudoliparis swirei, 3931 nucleotides long. It is a transcript of the gene herc4, whose product is annotated as HECT and RLD domain containing E3 ubiquitin protein ligase 4. The transcript is spliced from 23 exons. Gene Ontology annotation, molecular function: ubiquitin-protein transferase activity. Lineage: Eukaryota; Metazoa; Chordata; Actinopteri; Perciformes; Liparidae. Bases 330 to 3464 code for a protein of 1044 amino acids. The record is from RefSeq and is a predicted model, not a curated record.